UUAUCCUCAUUAUAUUGUUGGAUGCUGGCUCUACUGUUCGGAUGCUGCGGAGAAGUUGCGCUUCUCACUCUUCUCUCGACUCUUUGUUUUUCUAAAUUUUAGAAAUGAGCAACAACAACAAUAAUAACUUGAGACAAAGAACUAGACCUGUAUUAUCUGCUGAUGUUUCUUCUGAAAAUUCUGAAUUUCCUGAGGAAGAUUAUGGCAGAAAGAGAUAUCUUCCACUCUAUAAACACCAGAUUUGGUUUAUAAUAUUUGCAACUUAUUUUAUAAUAUUUCUUUUUGUUCUCUACUGUGAUCUCAUAAGAUUUCCUACACCGGUAUCUGUUGACUCCCUAAAAAAGUCACCGGGAGCAAAAGGUCUGAGAUUCAGCGAAGAAAGAGCCAGGAAUUUCGUUGUUGAAUUAAGUAGCAUUGGACCAAAACCAACUGGAAGUUAUGAAAAUGAAGUGAUUGCUGUGGCUUAUAUCACCAAACAAUUAGAAUAUAUAAAGAGUCAUACAAAGCCUGUAAAUAAAAUUGAUAUUGAUCUUCAGAAGACCAGUGGUUGUUUUGAUUUAACUUUUAAGGAUGGCAUGACAUCUUGCUAUAAAAAUGUCAAAAACAUCAUAGCCAGAAUAGGUCCCCAACAAUCUACUAACAGAAGCAUUAUAAUUAAUUGCCACUUUGACUCUGUACCUACAAGUCCAGGUGCAAGUGAUGAUCUCGUUAGCUGUGCUGUGAUGCUUGAAAUCCUUAUUACGUUAUCUCAAUAUGAUCAGGCUCUUCCACAUGAAGUGAUAUUCCUUUUUAAUGGAGCUGAAGAAAAUAUUCUGCAGGCUGCUCAUGGUUUCAUUACACAACAUCCUUGGGCUAAAACAGCUGUUGGAUUCGUUAAUAUGGAAGCAUGUGGAGCUGGUGGAAAACAAAUGCUCUUUCAAGCAGAUCGAGAAAGAACUUGGCUUCUUUUAGCAUAUGCCAAUGGUACACCAUUUCCUCAAGGUUCUGUUGUGGCUCAAGAUAUUUUUCAGAAUGGGCUUGUUCCAUCAGAUACUGAUUAUAGAAUAUUUGAUCAUUUUGGUGAUAUUCCUGGAUUGGAUUUUGCUUAUGUAAAGAAUGGAUAUGUAUAUCAUACAAAAUAUGAUGUUCCUGAAGCGAUAACGGAAGGUGCCAUACAACAAGCUGGUUUGAAUCUCCUCAAUCUCAUAAAUAAUGCCAUGAUAUCUUCUGACAUGAAGAAUGUGGAAAAACAGAAGAAACUACAUCUAGUAUUUUUUGAUUUCAUGGGCAUCUUUAUGGUUGUCUAUCGUAUAAGUGUGGCAACUGCAAUUAAUGCCCUUGUUGUAGUAAUCUCUUUUGUGGAUAUGUUUCUGAAAUGCAAGAAGUCAGGUAUGUCUUUCACAAGGAGAAUGUAUUCAAUUGCCAAAGCAUUUGGGGUUAUGUUACUUAGCUUAGUAGGAUCAUAUGGAUUUGGCGCAUCAAUUGCUAUGAAACUUGAUGUCUUUGAUGUAACUAUGUCAUGGUAUCGCUCACCUUUUCUUAUUGCUGGCUUAUAUGGGUGUUCCACAUUGGCUGGAAUGAUUUUCAUCCACUGUUUAACAACUAAGAGAGAAGAGAGUUUACGUGAAAAAUGGAUCAAAGAGGAUAUCUAUUUUGAUGCUGCUCGCCUUGUUUGGAUUAUCUGUCUUAUUAUCCUUGAGAUGGCAGAAAUCAACUCGUCAUUCAUUUUCUGCGCUUGGGUUUUAUUUCCUACUCUUAUUCGUGGUGUUAUUGGACAUAUGUUUAAUCUUGUUGGCCCAAAAGGCACGCAUGCAUCUCACCUAGCUGUACACAUUGCCAUGCAUAUUAUUCCUUUGUCUUUGUUGCUGUACUGUGUUUGGUCCAUGUAUACCGUCUUCAUUCCAAUAAUGGGCCGGAUUGGAGCAAUGAUUAAUCCAGAUAUCUUGGUUUGUUUAUUUACAACACUCCUGGUUUUCCUCUGCACUUCUUAUAUGUUUUCCCUGAUUCAGGUGAUGUCACCUCCAAAGGAAGUGAUAAUGAUUUUGCUGUGUAUUGUGGCUACAACUGUAACUCUAGUUUGUCUGACACCUAUCGGUUUUCCCUAUUCUGGUGACAAGGAAUCUCCUGCUCCUAUGCGGUUAUACAUAUUACAUACUGAACGCACAUUUUACGACAGAACUGGGAAUGUGAAAUCUAAAGAUUCUGGUUACUGGAUUGUACCUCUAGAUUACAACGGACCAAAGCUACUUGGAACAUUUUUUGAACAAAUGCAUGGGCUUAAACCUGUUAACUGUGAUGCUGAAUUAGCAUGUGGAAUGCCUUUCUACAUGCCUGUGAUUUCUUUACUCAGGACCAGUUAUUACUUGCGAGCUCCAAAGCCAAAAAUUCAUGGAAGUCAUAAAUUUGAACUGGUUUCAAAAGUACCUCUUAACAGAUUUACUUACAGAUUGUCAUUUCUUGCUCUUGGUCCAGAUCAUAUGACUGCUAUAUUAUCACCUCGUAGAGGUGUUUAUCUAAUUAACUGGUCUUUGACUGAUAAGCAGCCACUUAGAAGUUUAGAUUGGGUUGGCAGACCAACUUACUUCCUAUAUUAUUCAUAUGCAGAGUAUACUGAACCCUGGACAUUUUCCAUAGAUUUAGUUAUAUCCAAAGAACAUGUGCAAGGCUCUCCUCUUAUUGAUAUAAGCUUUAUCACCCAUUAUCUUCAUGGCCAUGACUUAAUCACUGGAGAUUUUCCAUCUUUAUUGAAACAGGUACCCGAUUGGGUGCAUGCAACACCAUGGACAUGCACAUUAGACAUGCUCGAAUUUUAACGGUUAUCUCUUUGUACUUAAAUUGCUUGUAGAUUCGAUUUUUAUCCUAAAUUAUUUAAAUUAUUAAAAAUGUUCAGCUCAUGAUGAAAAUGAAGUGGCAUUAUUUUUUACUAUUUUAUGUAAAUUUUUGUUUAGAAAAAUAUUAUAUACAUGUUAUUUUUAUUAAAUCCUCUAAUUGUUUAUUGUACCUAAUUUUCAAGGGAAAAAUAUUUUAAUACUCUUCUUAUUUAUGUAAUUAACUAUUACACUGUUCACUGUUUAAAAAAUAAUAUACAUAUUUUUCAACUAAUGGAACAAUCUUAUUUUUUAUUUAUUUGAAGACUGUUGAAAUUAGAGAAUAUAUAGAAUUUCUUUGUCAGAGCUUUCAGGUUUCAUCUACAGAGAAAUGAGUAUAUCAUUCUGAUUGUGACUGAAUAAAUGUGUGCAUUGUUUUAAAUAUAUACUUAAAUCUAUUAUUAAGACCCUUAAAAUAUUAAAUACUGUUGAAAUUCACUGUAUACAACAAGAGAAUGAAUAUAAACAAAUGUUUUCACUUCCAUUAUAAAACCAUUUCUAACUCUUGUUAAAUAUAUCCUUUCACUGACACUGUGAUUUAAUAUAUCUUACUUUCUUAGAGUUCUAUGUAAAAAUAUUGCCUAUCUCCUUCAGAUUUGAAAUUUUUUACACUUAUAAACAAAAUCAAUGUUUUGAAUAAUAUGUCACUGCCCUUAUUGGUUUAUUUCAAAGAAAAUUUGUUACAACUGUUAGAUACUGAUUAAGACAUUAUUUUGGUGAUAAUGGCAGCUGUUAUCUAUGCUUUACUAUUGAAGUAAAUGCAUUCUAAUUUCAGGAUUGUUUCAGGUCUCAAUUAGGAACCAAUUGUUAUGAUUUUUAAAAGUAUUUUAUUUAUUAAAUACUGUUCUGAUAGUGUGCUGCGUUAUUGUAUAGGUAUAGAAAUACCAUGUUAGAAGAUUUGUGUGUAUAAAAUCAAAGUAUUUUUUUUUUUCUGUAAGUACUAAUUUUUAUCUAUCAGGUUUAUUUAUUUUAGUAUUUAAUUUAUAUCGAUGAACUUUCUUUUUUGUUAUUGUUUUCAUUGUGUGUAUCUGAAAUUAUAGAAUGGAAGUAUUGAAGCAAAAUGUGGAAAAUAUUACACAUUUUUGUUAUCGCAGAAUUAAAUGUUGCAUGAUAUAGCAUCAAAAUGUGAUAGAAUUCCAAAAAUAUUUGAAUAAGAAUUUUAAAUUCUGUCUAGUGCAAAUAUUGUAUUAUUUUUGGUUUUAUUUUAAAUACCCAAUUAUGUUUGAAAGUUUAUAACUCUUAUCUUAUCUAAAUUUUAAUGUUAUAAUUUUAACUAGUCAACUUGUUAGAUUUCUGAGGAUUUACAUGAACUUCUGUCUCAUAUCGCUAUGUUUAUUUACGUAGUAUAUUUCUUUUAAAAAAAACAUGAUGAUUAAAAUAUUGUAAAAUAACUAUCUUUUUUUUUCUUCAUAUUUAUAUUUGCUGAAAGAGCAGAUUUGUUUGUGUAAUGCUUUAUUAUUCUUGUCAUUUAAAUUUGUUAUAAUCAUCUGUCAUUGAUGGCAUAUCAUUGUUGUGCUUUGUGAUUAUUCCAUUUUCUUUAAUUUUUAAUUCUUAAAGCAAUGUUUGCCUGUAUAUUGCCUUGAAAGCUCAAAUUUGUAACAGAAUCUCUGCAUUGCGAUGCAAGAAAACUCAAUAUCAUAACUUCAUUCAUGCAUGUAAACUACAAAUGAAUAUCUGUUCCAGUAUAAAUAAAUGUAGUUAGUACAGUAGAGCAUUGAUCUUCUAGCUUAGAAAUACUUAUAUUAUCCACCAGUAUGUUGAUAUUUCAACUUAAAAUAGUCAUCUUUGUAACUUGAAAUUAACAUAGCAGUAUAUUUGUUUUUUUUUUAGGGAUUUUGAGUAUUCAUAUUAAAAAGGAAAUUCUGAUGUGUUACAAAUGUGACUAUCUUUUUUUAAUUAAUGAUUAUUUUGAUUAAUAAUCAUCAAAAAAUAAUCUUAUCUGCUUAUCCUACAAUGGUAAAUUUUUGCUAAGAAUUCUUUUUUCAACUCAUUAUUCUGAAUGGUUCUAGACCACGAGUCAAUUGCUCAUAAAGGAAUAGUACGGCAUCUUCUGUUAGUUGAACUGGCCUUGGAUCUCCUAGCGUAGAAAUCUGACUGAGCUUUAAUAAGUGAUGAGAAGGUUACCUUCUUAGAGAAAUUAAUCCAACAGGUGGUGCCUUCUUAAAAUUAGAAAAUAAAUAAGAAAAGGAAAUAUUAAUUAGUUUUAUGAAAUUAUAAUUAAAUUUUAAAUAAUUUAGACAAUAUUUAAUGAAAGUCUUAAUUUUGAAUAUUUUGACUACCUUUGAUUACAAGUAUUGAAAAGCCUGAACAAAUUUCAUGAUCUAUUUCUUGGCUUUAUUUCUAUGGAAAACAGGACUUGCAUUUAAAGAAGCCCUGAUUUAUCAUGAUUGCCACAGCACUCAUUAACUGUCAUAAAAGUGAAAGGCAGAAAUGUAUGCCAAUCCUAAGAUUAAUCUCAUGCAGAAUGUAGUUUUAGUAUUUUAUCCAUAGUUUAUAAAAAGAAAAGACCAUAUAUUGACAUAUAAUCAUUGGUUUGUUUAAUGAAAUAUAGGAUGAUCUUCAACAGUUCUUUUCAUGUAAGUAAAAUACUAUGAAAGGAAAAUGAGCAGAGUUGCACAUGUGCAAUUUAAGUCUUGUUAUUGUUUGAUAUUAUCAGCUCUAUUAAUAAGGUAUUUUAAAAUUUCAGAUUCUCGAAAUGCUUAUAUAUGUUACUGUAAUAAUUUUGCAUUGUUAAUAAAUUGUUUAUGUUAAUUGUUAA
This is a messenger RNA of Argiope bruennichi, 5604 nucleotides long. Its product is annotated as endoplasmic reticulum metallopeptidase 1-like. Gene Ontology annotation, molecular function: metalloexopeptidase activity. The transcript is spliced from 14 exons. Lineage: Eukaryota; Metazoa; Arthropoda; Arachnida; Araneae; Araneidae. The record is from RefSeq and is a predicted model, not a curated record. Bases 105 to 2792 code for a protein of 895 amino acids. Gene Ontology annotation, biological process: proteolysis.